Molecule: messenger RNA, 1354 nt
Organism: Klebsormidium nitens
Lineage: Eukaryota; Viridiplantae; Streptophyta; Klebsormidiophyceae; Klebsormidiales; Klebsormidiaceae
Source: the annotation of a GenBank genome assembly
GGGUAUGACAGAGGCGGCCUGUGAGUGGCCAGAAGCUUAGACCGAAGUUAAUUACGGAACACCAAGCAAGCGUUCUGAGUGCAACCUGCUAUUGCGCCCUUUCUCCUCGUCCCGAUCUCCUCGUCCCAUCCCAAAAAACUUGUGACUUCGGAAGAAGGGCUCCGGAAGAGGGGCUAUGGCCACCUGUGUAGGGUUUGGUUUCGGACCGCAGCUGUCAGCACGGGUAACGUGUAGUGCGUCUGUGGCUGCAGGGGCCAGGAGCCGCAUCCUCCCCAACACGUUCAGCCCGUCACAAACAUGGCGCAGGAGCCGCCCCGUCACUAUGCAGAGCACGCUGUCUCCAGGGGAUGUGUGCAGCUUCACCAAUCCUGUCCUUCACGAGCGGGCUGGGAGAAGGGCGAUGACUGCGGUGGUCAGCGCCAAGGGGAACACGCCUACAGAAGGAGCAGCCGGUGGAAAAAGCGACCCUCAAGAGCCCUCUAGCGCUGACGCAGUCACCCUUCAGAGCAUCAAUGAGCUACUCAAGAGCAAUCUGGCCCCCAUUCAGAGAGAGAUGGCGAACCUGGUUGAGACCACGGGGGACCUCGUGGAGGUCGCAACGCGCCAGCAAAUAGCCAACAUGUUUGGUGAGCACUAUGUGAGACCGCUGCUAGCGCGGUCUCUGCAGGACCUGGCGCUUCUUCUUCCCGACGAAACGCUGUUUAAGGAUGCCGAGUCCGUGGAGGUCUUGAAGGCGCCCUUGGAGCGGGCCAAGCGCGUCAGCAAGGCCCUCGUUAAGUCAGGGGGUCGCACUCCGGCUUCUGCGCAGCUUCCAGGAUGCGGCCGGCCAAAUCGGCUGGAAACCGAGGAGGAGCAAGUAGAGGAGCUCCUCUCAUGUGAGAGCGCGGGGAUCAUGCUCCUGAUUGCAGCCGCUUUUCCCGAGAUUUACCUGACCUGUUCUCCAAGGAUCAUGCCUAGCGAGGUACUUGAGCUCGACUGCAGGGGCCGUAUGGAUGUCGACAAGGAAACCAACUUCGCAUACAUCGACACUGGUGAAGUGAAGAAGUCGGCGGACUAUGCGGCAGCAGUCGAGCAGCUGGGGCUGCGCCUGGGGGCCCUCAAGGAGUUCGUGUGCGCGGCGUGCGGCACCAAGGAGGAUGGAGUUCGACUUGUGGGCCGACUAUUCGUCUUCGAGAAGAGGAGCAAACAAUUCACUGACAUAAACCAAAGAUCAGACAAAGAUCAGAAGCAUCCACAAAGUGGAAGUACUCUUUGUACGUCCACAAGGUGGGACGUUAGAUCACCGGAAUGUUUGGAUUGUUCAGAAGGAAGUGGUAGACCUGUCAAUGGCGUGAUGGAAAACGACGGGAGAUGA